UUGCUGCGGGGUCUGCGAGCGGCGCUUCAUUGUCGGGAACGGCGGCGACAUGAGGGGCGAUCGAGGUCGCGGCCGCGGCGGCCGCUUCGGUUCCAGGUUCCGGCCCUUUGUGCCCCACAUCCCCUUCGACUUCUAUGUCUGUGAGAUGGCGUUUCCCCGCGUCAAGCCCGCAGCAGAUGAGACAGCCUUCAGCGAGGCCCUGCUCAAGAGGAACCAGGACCUGGCUCCCACCGCUGCCGAGCAGGCUUCCAUCCUGUCCCUGGUGACCAAGAUCAACAACGUCAUCGACAAUUUGAUUGUGGCACCGGGGACGUUUGAAGUGCAAAUCGAGGAGGUUCGCCAGGUGGGCUCCUACAAGAAGGGGACGAUGACGACGGGGCACAACGUGGCGGAUCUGGUGGUGAUCCUGAAGAUCCUGCCCACCCUGGAAGCCGUGGCAGCCUUGGGGAACAAAGUGGUGGAGAGCCUGCGGGCACAGGACCCCGGCGAAGUCCUGACCAUGCUGACCAACGAGACCGGCUUCGAGAUCAGCUCUGCCGACGCCACGGUGAAGAUCCUCAUCACCACGGUGCCGCCCAACCUGCGCAAGCUGGACCCGGAGCUGCACCUGGACAUCAAGGUGCUGCAGAGCGCCCUGGCCGCCAUCCGGCACGCGCGCUGGUUCGAGGAGAACGCCUCGCAGUCCACGGUGAAGGUUCUCAUCCGCCUGCUCAAGGACCUGCGGAUUCGCUUCCCCGGCUUCGAGCCGCUCACGCCCUGGAUCUUGGAUCUGCUGGUGGGCGUUGCUGUGGCCCGCAUCCCAGCAGGAGUCGGGAUUCUUCCCCCAGGCUGGGAUUCUUCUCUUCUCCCUGCGCUAAUUCCCGUUCCUUUCCCCUCGCAGGGGCACUACGCCGUGAUGAACAAUCCCACCCGGCAGCCCCUGGCCCUCAACAUCGCCUACAGGCGCUGCCUGCAGAUCCUGGCCGCCGGGCUCUUCCUGCCCGGCUCCGUCGGCAUCACGGAUCCGUGCGAGAGCGGCAACUUCCGCGUGCACACGGUGAUGACGCUGGAGCAGCAGGACAUGGUGUGCUACACCGCCCAGACCCUGGUGCGCAUCCUCUCCCACGGAGGGUACCGGAAAAUCCUGGGGCAGGAAGGCGACGCCAGCUACCUGGCGUCCGAGAUGUCCACGUGGGACGGGGUGAUCGUGACGCCGUCCGAGAAGGCGUACGAGAAACCUCCGGAGAAGAAGGAAGGGGAGGAGGAAGAGGAAAACCAGGAAGAGCCGGCGGCGGGCGAGGAGGAGGAGAGCAUGGAGACGCAGGAGUGAGGGCACGGCGACACCUGCGCUGCCUGGAGCGGGUGAGGGGACACCGGCCGAGGGACCCCGGGGCGUCCGGGCCCCUCCUCGCUCACCGGCCGUGUCCCUGGGCCAUGUCCCCGUUUUGUACAUUGCGUAAUAAAGUGUUCACCCUUUC
Molecule: messenger RNA, 1457 nt
Organism: Hirundo rustica (Barn swallow)
Lineage: Eukaryota; Metazoa; Chordata; Aves; Passeriformes; Hirundinidae
Gene: ILF2
Product: interleukin enhancer binding factor 2
Exons: 13
Coding region: 50-1309 (419 amino acids)
Source: RefSeq, a predicted model, not a curated record